Messenger RNA from Mercenaria mercenaria, 1857 nucleotides. Its product is annotated as para-nitrobenzyl esterase-like. Bases 150 to 1808 code for a protein of 552 amino acids. NCBI's taxonomy places the organism in Eukaryota, Metazoa, Mollusca, Bivalvia, Venerida, Veneridae. The transcript is spliced from 4 exons. The record is from RefSeq and is a predicted model, not a curated record.
AUGUAAGCUAAACAACGUUAUCAAUCGCACAAUGUUCUGUUUAAAUGAGUGUUAAUAAAGUAGGUUUAAACAAGAAAGAUAAUUUCUAAAACUAAGACUUGUGACUUUUUGUUAAAGUAUUAUUUAAGCAACGGGCUACAAUCGCUAAAAUGUUUCGCUUAAUACUUCGGGAUUUACGGUAUAUCAUGAUGAACGCUGCUCAAGGAAUAUCGCUACUUAUUAGUAGUAUUCUGCCAUUCCUGACUUGUGAUGUUACUGUUCAGACAAACUGUGGAUUGGUUAAUGGCAUUGUAAAGGAUGGUGCUUUCAGUUUUCGAGGGAUUCCGUAUGCUUCGCCUCCUGUUGGGCGCCUCAGAUGGAAGCCACCAGAAGCGCUCAGUCCAAAGACGGGAAAUUGUUGGAAUGGAACAUUUACUGCGAAUACAUAUGGGAACACGUGCUUCCAAAUAAGCCCGGAGGAUCCUGAACGUAAAACUUUAAUCGGUAGCGAAGACUGUUUGUACCUAAAUGUACUAAGUCCAGAUUUGAAACCAGAAAUGCCUAAGCCAGUUAUGGUGUGGAUUCAUGGAGGAAGUUUACAAGUUUCAAAUGGAAACUGGCCGUUAUACAUGCCAACUGAAAAAUUAGCCAUGGAAACUGAUAUCGUAUAUGUAGGAUUUAAUUAUCGUCUGCAUGCAUUCGGCUUCAUGUCUCUACAAAUGUUGGCGGACAAUUCCACGACUAAAACAUCCGGUAACUACGGCUUCAUGGACAUGAUAGCUGUCCUGCAAUGGGUUCACCUGAAUAUAAGAAAUUUCGGUGGCGAUCCAAAUCAGGUUACAGUAUUCGGGCAAAGUUCAGGAGGAACAGCGAUAUUUGCCUUACUGGCUUCUCCACUCUGCAAAGGUCUGUUCCAUAAAGCCUGGCUCCUAUCUGCUUCACCCAUCUUGAACAAGACAGCUUCAGAAGCCUACACCGAUAACGAAGCUUUCCUGAGAAAUGCAAAUUGUUCCAACAUAGAUUGUCUAUAUUCCCUAACAUCUGCUGAAGUGACCUUUGCUGUUCCGUGGAUGAAAUAUCCAUACUGGGCAAUGUUAGAUCAAGGGGAUUUACCUACCAAAUAUUAUUUUGACGGAGCUAUUGCGGUAGUUGAUGGUGUGGUGAUUCCAGAAGCACCAUUUGAUGCCUGGGCUAACGGAAACAUGGUGGAUGUUCCAUUACUUAUUGGGUCAUGUGCAAAUGAAAUAGACUACAAUCCGCUUGACAUGACCAUCAACAACUGGACAUGGACACACUAUGAAGAACACGUUAAUGAAACAAUUGGGACAUUUGGUCGACUUGUACUUGAAACAGCUUUUAAAUUGUACCCAAGUCACCACAUUACACCGGAAUUCCAGCUGACCAGUAUGGCGAGCGAUAUUCGAGCUAAUUGUCCGAAUGACGUUAUGAGUUUGUAUGCAGCGGCUACGUUCAGCUCACCAGUAUAUCGUUAUGUAGUCACAGCGAAACCUUCAGUACCCAUUCAUGCUGUUGGGAUACCGUUCCCUGCAUCGUACUCUAUGCACAUGUGGGAUGUUUUUGCUUUCUUCGGUUUUAUUCCCGAUUAUAUAAAACAUCCUACAGACAGUGAUAUCCAAUGGCAACGCAAUGUUCAAAACGAGGUUUUGGAAUUUGUGCGCACAGGGAAACCGUUUACGUCCUCCUGGAAGCCAUACCCUGCAGUGACAGCUAAUUUAUCUUUUGUGACUGAAGCAAUGUCUGCUUACAAUCCUGUGCAAUGUGAAUUUUGGCUUCAGAAUGGCUUCUUUAGUUAUUCUUGGAUAAACUGAUGGUUUGUUACGAAAAUAAAAGUCUAUCAAUUAAAAUGAUAAUGAUUGG